CUGCGCCACACCUCCGCUAUAAAUUGCUCCAUGUGAUCCGCCUGUUGCCACUUUGUAAUCUGCCUCCGAGGAUUUGUUUACGCACGGAGGACGCGCAGAGGAGCAACAUGAAGCCCGUCGUGGGGAACAUCCUGAUUUUAUCGUUCACUUUACUCGCUUCAGCGGCUCAGCCGCCCAAGAAGUGCGGCGCACCGGUCGUGUACCCGCACACCAAGCUGGCCAGCAAAUACAGCGGCAGGCAGCACUUCAACAUCGGGGAGAAGAUUUAUUAUGACUGCGCAGACGACUUCACCGCCUCCUCCAGAUCCAUUCGAGCGGUGCAGUGUCUUCAGGGAGGCUGGAGCAGACUGAACUUAAAGUGCGAAAAGAGAUCAUGUGGCAACGCCGGGGAGCUGGCCAACGGAGAGUUCCACUAUGAAGGGGACUCGCUGAUUGGGGAGAAAGUUUAUGCCGUAUGCAACGAGGGAUACACGGUGAAGGGACUUAACUACAUGGUCUGCAAGAGGGCUGGCUGGAGCGGCGACGUCCCAAUUUGUGAAGAGGGUCGGCCCACCUGCUCCCCCCCUGUGGUGGUCAACGCUGUGAGCAGCCGCGGAGACGUCUCUGUGCACCAGGUGGGCGACAGCGUGACCUUCACCUGCAGUCGGGGCUUCCAGCUGGACGGAGCACAGCAGAUCACGUGUGGCGCCGGUGGCCAGUGGCAGCCUGAACCCCCUCGGUGCCUGCCUUCACCUGAAACGACCCGGUCACCUGCUGAAACUGUGUCACCCGCUAGACCUCUGUUACCUGCUGAACCUCUGUUACCUGCCAAACCUCUGUUACCUGCUGAACCUCUGUUACCUGCCAAACCUCUGUUACCUGCCAAACCUCUGUUACCUGCCAAACCUCUGUUACCUGCUAAAGACAGCGAGUCAGCAGGUGGAUGUGGCGUGCCAGUUGCCAGCAGCAGCUCCCACACCAGCCUGGCAGACAAAUACAUCCUGAGGACAUCUUUUGGGUCCGAUGAGCGAGUCCAGUACGUGUGUGUCGUCGGAUACAUCCAGGCAGGCGGCAGCAGGUAUCGCACGUGUAGAAGAGGGCAGUGGACGCCGCUGCGGCUGAGAUGUGAACGGAAGCCAUGCGGCUCAGCAGGAGAGAUCCUAAAUGGCUGGUUUGAUUACAGCGGAGUCGAGUUUGGAGACACGGCUACAGCCGUCUGUGACGAGGGGUAUAAUCUCGUGGGAAAGGCAACCAGAACCUGCACGAGUAAAGGCUGGGAUGGCCGCAUUCCUGUCUGUGAAGCUGUGCAGUGUGAUGAGCCUCCACAAGUGAUGAAUGCAGAUAUGAGAGGCCCCCACGAGCCGCCUUACUCGUACAGGACUGUUGUCCGCUAUCAGUGUCGUGCGGGAACCCUCAGCGGAUCAAGUGAGAUUUGGUGUACCGAGGACGGGACAUGGAGUUCUCCUCCUACAUGCAAAGAAAUGACAUGUCCACCUCCAAGAGUGCCCAGGGGCUCCUGGGCAGGAGCUCAUAAUGGGCUGUAUCAAUUCAGGGACACCAUAUCCAUCGAGUGUGAAAAGCCUUACAAGAGGACCGGCCCAAGAGUGGUUACCUGUGGGAGUGAUGGCCAGUGGUCCCCUGGCCUCCCAAAAUGUUUAAGCCUAGGACCUCGCACAUACAGGUACAAGCCAACCGGGUAGAACCAUUCACCAGCAGAGGACGGAUAGUCUCUUAAGCUAGCUUCACAAUGUCUUCCUGCUCAAAUAAAUACUUUUUUUAUAUAUAUAUAAUUAAAAGCCCCUUUAAUACUGCA
Messenger RNA from Acanthopagrus latus (yellowfin seabream), 1792 nucleotides. RefSeq names its product complement receptor type 1-like. The transcript has 10 exons. Lineage: Eukaryota; Metazoa; Chordata; Actinopteri; Spariformes; Sparidae. The record is from RefSeq and is a predicted model, not a curated record. The coding region runs from base 108 to 1679 and encodes 523 amino acids.